Molecule: messenger RNA, 2786 nt
Organism: Rattus norvegicus (Norway rat)
Lineage: Eukaryota; Metazoa; Chordata; Mammalia; Rodentia; Muridae
Gene: Tnfrsf11b
Product: TNF receptor superfamily member 11B
Exons: 5
Coding region: 105-1310 (401 amino acids)
Biological process (GO): negative regulation of odontogenesis of dentin-containing tooth; signal transduction
Cellular component (GO): extracellular region
Source: RefSeq, marked provisional
UCCUGUUGCCCAGACCUUAUAUAAAACGUCAUGUUCGCCUGGGCAGCAGAGAAGCACCUAGCACUGGCCCAGCGGCUGCCGCCUGAGGUUUCCAGAGGACCACAAUGAACAAGUGGCUGUGCUGUGCACUCCUGGUGUUCUUGGACAUCAUUGAAUGGACAACCCAGGAAACCUUUCCUCCAAAAUACUUGCAUUAUGACCCAGAAACCGGACGUCAGCUCUUGUGUGACAAAUGUGCUCCUGGCACCUACCUAAAACAGCACUGCACAGUCAGGAGGAAGACACUGUGUGUCCCUUGCCCUGACUACUCUUAUACAGACAGCUGGCACACGAGUGAUGAAUGCGUGUACUGCAGCCCCGUGUGCAAGGAACUGCAGACCGUGAAACAGGAGUGCAACCGCACCCACAACCGAGUGUGCGAAUGUGAGGAAGGGCGCUACCUGGAGCUCGAAUUCUGCUUGAAGCACCGGAGCUGUCCCCCAGGCUUGGGUGUGCUGCAGGCUGGGACCCCAGAGCGAAACACGGUUUGCAAAAGAUGUCCGGAUGGGUUCUUCUCAGGUGAGACGUCAUCGAAAGCACCCUGUAGGAAACACACCAACUGCAGCUCACUUGGCCUCCUGCUAAUUCAGAAAGGAAAUGCAACACAUGACAAUGUAUGUUCCGGAAACAGAGAAGCAACUCAAAAUUGUGGAAUAGAUGUCACCCUGUGCGAAGAGGCAUUCUUCAGGUUUGCUGUGCCUACCAAGAUUAUACCGAAUUGGCUGAGUGUUCUGGUGGACAGUUUGCCUGGGACCAAAGUGAAUGCAGAGAGUGUAGAGAGGAUAAAACGGAGACACAGCUCGCAAGAGCAAACUUUCCAGCUACUUAAGCUGUGGAAGCAUCAAAACAGAGACCAGGAAAUGGUGAAGAAGAUCAUCCAAGACAUUGACCUCUGUGAAAGCAGUGUGCAACGGCAUAUCGGCCACGCGAACCUCACCACAGAGCAGCUCCGCAUCUUGAUGGAGAGCUUGCCUGGGAAGAAGAUCAGCCCAGACGAGAUUGAGAGAACGAGAAAGACCUGCAAACCCAGCGAGCAGCUCCUGAAGCUACUGAGCUUGUGGAGGAUCAAAAAUGGAGACCAAGACACCUUGAAGGGCCUGAUGUACGCACUCAAGCACUUGAAAGCAUACCACUUUCCCAAAACCGUCACCCACAGUCUGAGGAAGACCAUCAGGUUCUUGCACAGCUUCACCAUGUACCGAUUGUAUCAGAAACUCUUUCUAGAAAUGAUAGGGAAUCAGGUUCAAUCAGUGAAGAUAAGCUGCUUAUAGUUAGGAAUGGUCACUGGGCUGUUUCUUCAGGAUGGGCCAACACUGAUGGAGCAGAUGGCUGCUUCUCCGGCUCUUGAAAUGGCAGUUGAUUCCUUUCUCAUCAGUUGGUGGGAAUGAAGAUCCUCCAGCCCAACACACACACUGGGGAGUCUGAGUCAGGAGAGUGAGGCAGGCUAUUUGAUAAUUGUGCAAAGCUGCCAGGUGUACACCUAGAAAGUCAAGCACCCUGAGAAAGAGGAUAUUUUUAUAACCUCAAACAUAGGCCCUUUCCUUCCUCUCCUUAUGGAUGAGUACUCAGAAGGCUUCUACUAUCUUCUGUGUCAUCCCUAGAUGAAGGCCUCUUUUAUUUAUUUUUUUAUUCUUUUUUUCGGAGCUGGGGACCGAACCCAGGGCCUUGCGCUUGCGAGGCAAGUGCUCUACCACUGAGCUAAAUCUCCAACCCCUGAAGGCCUCUUUCUUUCUGCCUCUGAUAGUCUAUGACAUUCUUUUUUCUACAAUUCGUAUCAGGUGCACGAGCCUUAUCCCAUUUGUAGGUUUCUAGGCAAGUUGACCGUUAGCUAUUUUUCCCUCUGAAGAUUUGAUUCGAGUUGCAGACUUGGCUAGACAAGCAGGGGUAGGUUAUGGUAGUUUAUUUAACAGACUGCCACCAGGAGUCCAGUGUUUCUUGUUCCUCUGUAGUUGUACCUAAGCUGACUCCAAGUACAUUUAGUAUGAAAAAUAAUCAACAAAUUUUAUUCCUUCUAUCAACAUUGGCUAGCUUUGUUUCAGGGCACUAAAAGAAACUACUAUAUGGAGAAAGAAUUGAUAUUGCCCCCAACGUUCAACAACCCAAUAGUUUAUCCAGCUGUCAUGCCUGGUUCAGUGUCUACUGACUAUGCGCCCUCUUAUUACUGCAUGCAGUAAUUCAACUGGAAAUAGUAAUAAUAAUAAUAGAAAUAAAAUCUAGACUCCAUUGGAUCUCUCUGAAUAUGGGAAUAUCUAACUUAAGAAGCUUUGAGAUUUCAGUUGUGUUAAAGGCUUUUAUUAAAAAGCUGAUGCUCUUCUGUAAAAGUUACUAAUAUAUCUGUAAGACUAUUACAGUAUUGCUAUUUAUAUCCAUCCAGAUAUAUUUUGUACAUAUUAUAAUCCUAGAGAGAAAUGUCGUAGGAUUUAAUUUUAGAAAGAAAAAAAUUCUGUUUACUAUUGUGACAAAUAAAAGAGAUAAAAUAUAUUUUUAAUAGAAACUUUGUAGUGUUUUCCAAUAGGUACUAUCAGGUUUCCAGUGUGGAAUGUUUUUAUAAUAUAAUUUUAUCUGUAUAAAAUGUAAUAUCAUUUUAUAGAAAAAUGUAUUAUGUACUCAGUUGUUUGUCAGAAAGUGUAUGAACUAUAAAUUAUCUAAAUAUUAGAUGCUCUGAGAAAUUGAAUGUACCUUUAUUUAAGGAUUUUUGUGAUCGCACUAUAUAAAUAACAUCAUUAAAGUUUUCAAAUUAUUUUUCA